Molecule: messenger RNA, 612 nt
Organism: Mesorhabditis spiculigera
Lineage: Eukaryota; Metazoa; Nematoda; Chromadorea; Rhabditida; Rhabditidae
Source: the annotation of a GenBank genome assembly
GUGACAACCCAGCUAAAAGUCGUCACCACCGCCCUGUUCAUGAUGGCGUUCCUCGGCCGGAAGUUCUCCGGCAAGCGCUGGGUGGCGAUUUUCCUGCUUUUCGUCGGUGUCGCUUUUGUACAGCUCGACACUAUCCAACAAAAAUCCGUCGUCAAGGCCGGAAAUGUCGAAAACUACUUUGUCGGGAUUAUCGCCGUCUUGUCGACCUGUUUUACGGCUGGAUUUGCAGGGGUUUACUACGAGAAAAUGCUGAAAGACGGCGGCUCAACGCCGUUCUGGAUUCGGAAUCUGCAAAUGUACAGCUGCGGAGUGAUCGUCACAGCCCUCGGCUGCCUCAACGAGCACGGCGCCAUCCGCGAGAAGGGCUUCUUCUACGGGUACGACGAGAAGGUGUUCAUCAUUGUUGGCCUGCUCUCCGUCGGCGGCAUCUACAUCUCGCUGGUGAUGAAGCACCUUGACAACUUGUACAAAUCGUUCGCCUCGGCCGUGUCCGUCAUCUUUGUCGUCAUCCUGUCGCUGUUCGUCUUCGAGGGCGUCUACAUUGGCGCGUACUUUGUGCUCGGGACGGCAAUGGUCUGCUUCGCCAUCCUCAUGUACAACUCGGUGCCUGAA